This is a messenger RNA of Suillus clintonianus, 774 nucleotides long. Its product is annotated as mitochondrial carrier domain-containing protein. NCBI's taxonomy places the organism in Eukaryota, Fungi, Basidiomycota, Agaricomycetes, Boletales, Suillaceae. Gene Ontology annotation, molecular function: S-adenosyl-L-methionine transmembrane transporter activity. The coding region runs from base 1 to 774 and encodes 257 amino acids. The record is from RefSeq and is a predicted model, not a curated record. Gene Ontology annotation, cellular component: mitochondrial inner membrane. The transcript has 6 exons.
AUGGCAGCAGAACGGAAACCGACGUUCUUCCAGUCUCUCGCUGCUGGCGGACUGGCAGGAACAGCGGUCGACCUACUAUUCUUCCCGAUAGACACCGUCAAGACGCGUCUGCAGUCUGCACAGGGAUUCGUAAAGGCUGGCGGCUUUCGGGGAAUUUACAAAGGUGUGGGCAGUGUGGUUGUUGGAAGCGCCCCAGGAGCUGCUGCAUUCUUUUCUACGUAUGAAGCCAUGAAGCACUCGAUUCCUCUUCAUGGCCAACUUGCGCCUGUGAACCAUAUGUUAUCCGCACCAGGACGCAAAACAUCGAUGUAUGGUGCUUCGACAUCUUCGUUUAAAGCCGCAACGCUUGUCCUGCAACAUGACGGCAUUCGCGGGUUCUAUCGUGGUUUUUGGACUACUAUCAUGCGCGAGAUACCCUUUACAUCACUCCAAUUCCCGCUAUAUGAGUUUCUCAAGCACCGAUUAUCAAUAUAUCUGGACAGAAAACCCCUAUAUGCACACGAGGCUGCCGUCUGUGGGAGCAUAGCCGGAGGAACUGCAGCAGCACUAACAACCCCGCUCGAUGUCCUCAAAACACGCGUUAUGCUCGAUCUCAGAGACCCUUCGAAGCAGCAAGUGCCGAGUCUUCCUGCGCGAUUUCGGCAAAUAUACGUGCAAGAGGGCGCAAAGGUUCUUUUUGCAGGUAUAGUGCCGAGAACGAUGUGGAUAUCUGCUGGGGGAGCCGUCUUCCUUGGCGUCUACGAAUGGGCGGUUCAUGGUUUUAUGAGCACCUGA